UUCUCUAUGGUUAGAGAGUGCUUUGCUUCUAUCUAAAGUUUAUCGACUCGACAUAUUAGUUUACAAAUAUAAUAAUUUAUUAUUAAAGUUAAGCUUUUGCUUUCCUAAAAAGAAAUAUAUUCUUAUAUUCAGUUUCAAAUAUUAUAUUCGCAAUCUAUGCAAAAACAAUUUGGAUAAACCUUGAGUGUUGAAACCCAGAAGGGGCUAACAGUUUGUAGUUUGCAAAUGACGCAUCAUACUCGAUAUACGGUUAUAUUCAUAAAAGUAAUAUUCAGCUUGUGAGUACGACAUAUUUUUUUCAUUGAAUAUUGUAAGCACAUGAAUAAUGGAGGUAUCGAACGAAAAUACAUCUGAGAAGGUUUUGGCUGAAUCAGAAACUAAUGGCGAAAAGACAACAUCAGAAAAUGAAGAAACAAUAAGUGAGGAUGUAGUUGAACCAGAAAUAGUUGAUGAAACGCCGGUAACCGAAAAGCCUGAAACAGAAGAAAAAAAUGAUUCCAAUGAUAAAGUGGACGAAAAUAGCACUGCAAGUGAAGUGCAGGACCAGACAGAUGAUUCUGAAAAUAAACCUGAAAAAAAAAAUCUUAAGAGGAAAAUCAGUGAAGUUCUCAAGGAAGUGAAAAAUGAUGAAAACAAUCUGGACGAAACAGUUGAUCCACCCAAGGACAUUGUUGAAAAUGAAAAUCCUCAGAAAAAAAUUAAAAAAUCAGAAGAGAAAGAUCCUUUAAUUAAUUUGCCUGUUAAUGAUGUAUUUGGUAAAGGAAAACGAGCAAGAAUUCCCAAUAAACGCUAUAGUGAUAUAGCCAUUUCACCCUCUGUAAAAACGUCUAAAUCUCAUAUUGAGAAUGGGGAAAGAGAGAAGGCAGCACCAAUUGAGCGAAUAGAACCUGAAUUAUUGGAUACAAGUAGCCCAUUACCCAAACGAGUGAAAACUAGCUCGUUAGAUUUAGGAAACCCAAAUUUCCUUAAACCAUUCAAAUUAGGUUGGAAACGUGAAUUAGUAUGGAGAGCUAUUGGUGGAGAUAUUGGGGGAAAGAGAAACGGUGAUAUUUAUUAUUAUUCACCAGAAGGUAAAAAACUAAGAUCUAUGAGAGAGGUUGCUGAACAUUUGAAUGCCACUACUAAAGAGCUAUCCAUUGAGGAUUUCACAUUCUUCAAAGAGCCACUUGGUCUUAAUGAUCCAGAAAAAGAAGUUAUCAGAGAUGCAAAAGUCAAGUCUGGGGGUGCAAAUACUUUAUCAGCAAAAAAGGUUGCAGCAUUGAAGCAAAAAAAAAUUGCAAGUCCGAAAAUUGCUAGCCCAAAAGUAUUGAGUCCCAAACUUGAGUCAGCUUCCACUGUGUCCACCCCUAAAGUGGCAUCACCAAAACAGAACUCAGCAAAAAGUGAAAAUACAGAGGAAACCAAGACCUCAAAACCAUCAAGAGCAGCGACUUCAACCCCUAAAGCUGCGAGUUCUUCUGAUAGUGGAAAUGAGGGAAAAAAUGCAAAAUCUCCAUCAUUGAAGGUCAAAUUAUCUACUAAACCAAAAUCAGAAAAAAAACAAACGGCCCAAAAACAGGUAGCACCUGUUAGUGAAGAAUCGUCACCAAUGGUUGGUAAGAAAGCACCUCAACGAAAAUCAAACAAGUGGUCCCAAAAUUCUGGUAGCAGCGGUGAUACGACCAACAAACCGUGUCAGCCUUGUUCUAUAAGAUGCCCAGGGGUCCAAGGUUUUGUGCCAACGUUGCAAUGUCGGUUAUGUCUAUGUUUGUACCAUAAUGAAUGUGUGGGUAUGCUACCUAACAUCAAUAUACCCAAUUAUAUAUGCAAGAAUUGCCAGCUUGAACAGGGGGGUCAAAAUAUGUCCACCGGUAUAGCGCCGCCACCUCUCACGCCAAUCACAGCCCUGCAAUCUGUCACCACACAAUCUACAGCAUUGCCAAAGCUGCAGAGAAUUCCCAAAAGUCCGGAGGGUGAAUUGAAUCAGCCACCAGACGCUGUCGACGAUCACGUCGACAAAGUAGUGCAAAGUAGCGAAAACUCGAGUAUUCUCGGACACGUAACAUCAUGGCUACCUCAAAAUUCUAGAAUAGAGGUCGACAAUCAACAAAGGAGUGUUAGCGAAACUGCCGGACCUGCUAGACCCCAAUACGUUGAAUAUUUGGCAGGCAGAAAAUUCUUAAUCAUACCUAAGUACAAUGUUGUAUCCGUUUCUCCCACUGUUGGAGCUAGAACUUCCCAACCUCCUCAAAUACAAGAAACCGUUGAUCUGAUACCGGGCCAAACGGCCGACGUUGCUGCAACAGUUAAAAGCGAGCCUGUAUCCCCCUCAAAACCUGAAAAUUCCCAAACCUCCGAAUCUGCCCAUCCUAUUAUCGAGCAUAUGGAAAUCGAAGAUGAAGAUGUUAAACCAGUAGUUCAAAACAUAGAUUUAUGUUCAAGUGAUCCACAUCUAACCAGCGAAUCGCCGAUAAAAACCAAUGCAACGUCAAAAAAGAAGACCAUCAAACUUAACAACAUCACAAAUCAAUCUAAUGAGAAAACUGCAGAAUCUCAGUUUAUGGGAAACUAUCUGCAGAAUUUAUCAUACGGUUAUAAUACUCUUCUGCAUGUGUUCCAGUAUCUGAAAGUUCAGGAUUUACUUCGAGCUGGCUGUGUUUGUACUAUGUGGAGAGAUAUUGCCAGCCAUCCUUCAUUGUGGCGCACUGUCAGAAUGAAAAAUUCUCAGGUGCAUUCAUUUGAAGGAUUAGCGAAUACUUUACAGAAGCAUGGAACUGUGCAGUUGGAUUUACGAAAGAUGCUUUUGACGAAUUGCGAUGACAUAUGGCCUGAAUUUUCAAGCAGCAUUGGAAAGGUUGACACUUUGAGAAAAAUUGAACUAUGUAGGUGCCCGGCAUCGGUGGUGGAAAAACUGACCGAAAGUAAUCCUAAAUUAGAAGUUGUGAAUGCCGUUACCAUCAGAUGUGAAACUAUGGAUUUAGAGGGCCUAGAGAAUUGGGAAAAUCUUCGCGAAUUGCGCCUCAAAUCAACUACUGGAUUAACGUUGAAGUCCGAUAUAGAUUCUCUAAAAUCGUUGAUAAAUCUUAAAAUUUUAUCGUUAACUUCUAUUAGAGAUUUAAAUACCAUGAAAUUGGAAGUAAUUGCCGAGCUCAUAAACUUGGAAAGUUUAGAUUUAGGCGAAUGUACCGAUUUUCCAGAGAAUUUUGGUAAGGAUAUCCUAUCAAAACUUACCAAACUUGAAAAGUUGAGGUUAGAAAAGGGUCAAGGUAAUUGUCAUACUUUUGAGAUAUUCGACGCAGUCAAGGAUAUGAAACAUCUUGAACAAUUAGAACUUGUCAAUUUUGAUAUCAAGACAGGUUUUGACAAAGCUCUUGGCGCAUGUAAAAAUAUCAAGAAAUUGCUUAUCAUUCCCACCUAUAUCUCCCAGAGUGCUACUACAAAUCACAUGGUCCUAGGUGGGGUACUGAGGUUGCAGAAAUCGCUCUCGCAUUUUGUAUGGGGUGUUACUUUGGAGUUGUUGCGUGUAACAGAGUUAUUCGUUGAUCAGUGCGAGGAACCUGAAAAAAAAGAAAAGAAGGAAAAGAAAGUUAUCGGUAAUGGCGACAGCAUUCCCGUUCUGAAACCUGUUCCUCUUAUUUCUGAUGAUAGCAGCGAGAUUCCUCCUGCUCUGGAUCCUCCGCAAGUUGAGAUAUUGGCGCUACCCGGACUCCAAAAGUUAUUGUUACAAAGCUUACCAUCUACUAGGGUUAAAAUCCUGAAAAUACCUUUCCAUGCAACAUGGAGACAAACAAUCACUGAUGCUGUGAAUUGAAUAUCAUCCAAGAAUUCUCCCUAGUAAACUUUAUUUCUCUCAUUUGACGAAGAUAGAAUGUCUGGUAAAAUAUCAUUUCAAGCAUAUAAAUAAUUUAUGUUUGGAGUGAAAUCUUCAAGAAGAAAUAAAAUAUUCUGUACAAACUACGGGAUCUAAUAACUGCAACAAAUAUUUCCAUAGAGUGAAAAAUAUUGUCAAUUUUAAGUGCAACAACUACCUUGCAAUAACAUCAUAAAAUUUUUAUUUAUUUUUACUAAAUGUAACUCAACUUCACACAAUUUUACAGAUAAAGUAUGAUAUUCAGUUGACCCUUUUUUCUGACAUUAAUUUGAUCUUAUGAAAUUUUUGAGUAUAUUAAUCAUUAAGAUAUAAAUAUUAUGUAUAGUUACAAACCAAAAUUGAUGUCUUGUACAAAUUUAUUAGUUUUAGUAGUAGGAAUAUGAGAGGUUCAUGAGAUAAAGCAUAUUUUUUUUUCAGUUUGAAUGUAACAUAAUUAUGAAUCAAUGUUGUAAUUAUAUUUUUUCGAGUGUAUUUUUUAAAUCGAGAAACAUUGAUAAUUUUUUGUGGUUAUUUGAGUUAUAAUAAUGUUGUAGUUAUAUUUACAGACUUUAAAUUAUGAAUUUUUUAAAUAUAAAAAACUUCAAUGAA
This is a messenger RNA of Harmonia axyridis, 4438 nucleotides long. RefSeq lists its product as uncharacterized. The transcript has 9 exons. The record is from RefSeq and is a predicted model, not a curated record. NCBI's taxonomy places the organism in Eukaryota, Metazoa, Arthropoda, Insecta, Coleoptera, Coccinellidae. Bases 326 to 3790 code for a protein of 1154 amino acids. Gene Ontology annotation, molecular function: DNA binding; protein binding.